Messenger RNA from Amphiprion ocellaris (clown anemonefish), 5329 nucleotides. RefSeq names its product dynamin 2a (gene dnm2a). The record is from RefSeq and is a predicted model, not a curated record. NCBI's taxonomy places the organism in Eukaryota, Metazoa, Chordata, Actinopteri, Pomacentridae. The coding region runs from base 309 to 2990 and encodes 893 amino acids. Gene Ontology annotation, cellular component: membrane; microtubule; cytoplasm. Gene Ontology annotation, molecular function: GTPase activity; GTP binding; microtubule binding. The transcript has 22 exons.
UCCUCUGACCGGAUGGUGUAAAGGAAGUUUUGUUUUGCGAGUUUUCCGUCCAUUUCGACUGACUGAGUAUUUAGUUAAUGUUCUCAAAAGAACACGAAAUGAAAUUAGUGUGAAGUGCAUCACCGGUGACCACUCAAGUAUUCAAAGGGAGGGUGAAAGCUUGAGCUGUUUGAAACGGCGGAACGCAACACUUCAGAGUAACCCGAGAGCACCUUGCUGCUAAGCUAACGUUACUGAACUAGUUAGCGCGGCUAGCGCCAGCCUCUGGUCUGCGUUGUGGUGAAGGGGCUCUCCGAGCUAACGAAGCCAUGGGGAACCGGGGCAUGGAAGACCUGAUUCCCCUGAUCAACAAGCUUCAAGACGCUUUCAGUUCCAUUGGCCAGAGUUGCAAUUUAGACCUCCCUCAGAUCGCUGUGGUCGGUGGACAGAGCGCCGGAAAAAGCUCGGUCUUAGAAAAUUUUGUUGGCAGGGACUUUCUUCCACGUGGAUCAGGCAUUGUUACCCGCAGACCUCUUAUUUUGCAGCUGGUCAACAAUAAAGCAGAAUAUGCCGAAUUCCUGCACUGCAAAGGGAAGAAGUUUGUGGAUUUUGAUGAAGUGCGGUCGGAAAUUGAGGCAGAGACCGACAGGAUAACUGGCUCCAACAAAGGCAUCUCUCCCAUCCCAAUUAACCUGAGAGUCUACUCCCCACACGUGCUGAACCUGACCCUGAUCGACCUUCCGGGAAUGACUAAAGUCGCCGUAGGAGAUCAGCCAGCAGACAUCGAGCACCAGAUUAGAGAUAUGCUGAUGCAGUUCAUCACUAAGGAGAGCUGUCUGAUCCUGGCAGUCACCCCUGCCAAUACUGAUUUGGCCAACUCAGAUGCUCUGAAGAUCGCCAAGGAAGUGGACCCACAGGGUAUGCGUACCAUUGGCGUUAUCACAAAAUUGGACCUGAUGGAUGAAGGGACAGAUGCAAAGGACAUCCUUGAAAAUAAACUGCUGCCACUGCGUAGAGGUUACAUUGGUGUAGUGAAUCGCAGUCAGAAAGACAUUGAUGGAAAGAAGGACAUUCGUGCUGCUCUGGCUGCAGAGAGAAAGUUCUUCCUGUCUCACCCUGCUUACCGACACAUAGCAGAGCGCAUGGGCACGCCACAUCUACAAAAGACACUUAACCAGCAAUUGACAAACCACAUCAGGGAUACCCUGCCUGGUCUGCGCAGUAAGCUGCAGAGUCAGCUCCUCUCUCUGGAGAAGGAGGUGGAGGAGUUCAAGAACUUCCGUCCAGAUGACCCAACACGGAAGACCAAAGCCUUGUUGCAGAUGGUGCAGCAGUUUGGUGUGGACUUUGAGAAAUGUAUUGAAGGCUCUGGGGACCAGGUGGACACCAAUGAGCUAUCGGGUGGUGCCAAGAUCAACCGCAUCUUCCAUGAACGCUUCCCCUUCGAACUAGUCAAGAUUGUGUUUGACGAGAAGGAGCUAAGGCGGGAAAUCAGCCAUGCAAUCAAGAAUGUCCAUGGUGUCAGAACGGGGCUCUUCACCCCUGACCUGGCCUUCGAAGCGAUUGUCAAAAAGCAGAUCCUCAAACUCAAAGAGCCCAGCCUCAAAUGCGUGGACCUUGUGGUGUCUGAGCUCACCGCACUCGUCAUGAAGUGUGCCGUUAAGCUCAAUUCCUACCCCAGACUGCGAGAGGAGACUGAGAGGAUUGUCACCACCUACGUCAGGGAAAGAGAAGGGAAGACCAAGGACCAGGUUCUGCUGCUGAUUGACAUUGAGCUGUCCUACAUCAACACCAACCAUGAGGACUUCAUUGGCUUUGCUAAUCUUGACUACAGAAGGCUGGAUGAUGGUAGCCCCCCAGGGUACGGCAACAACAGUGCUCAGCAGAGGAACACAGCUGCAAACAAGAAGAGGGCCAUACCCAACCAGCUUCGCGGACUAGGAGAGGUCCAUGAAGAAAAGGUGAUCAGAAAAGGCUGGCUAACCAUCAACAUCAGCAUCAUGAAAGGAGGCUCCAAGGAAUACUGGUUUGUCCUGACCGCUGAGUCCCUGUCCUGGUACAAAGAUGAGGAGGAAAAAGAGAAGAAGUAUAUGCUGCCUUUGGAUAACCUGAAGCUCAGAGAUGUUGAGAAAGGCUUUAUGUCAACAAAGCAUAUCUUUGCGAUCUUCAACACUGAACAGAGAAAUGUGUACAAGGAUCUUCGCCAAAUAGAACUGGCCUGUGAUUCUCAAGAGGAUGUGGAUAGCUGGAAAGCAUCAUUCCUCAGGGCAGGAGUUUAUCCGGAGAAGGACCAGGUGGAGAAUGAGGAGGCUGCACCUGCAGACACAUUCUCUAUGGAUCCUCAGUUGGAGCGGCAGGUGGAAACCAUCCGCAACUUGGUGGAUUCUUACAUCGGCAUCAUCAACAAAUCCAUCAGAGACCUCAUGCCCAAGACCAUCAUGCAUCUCAUGAUCAACAGUGCAAAGGAUUUCAUCCACUCAGAGCUCCUGGCCUACCUCUAUUCAUCCGGAGACCAGAACAGCCUCAUGGAGGAGUCAGCUGACCAGGCCCAACGUAGAGACGAAAUGCUGCGCAUGUAUCAUGCACUCAAGGAGGCACUGCACAUUAUUGGCGACAUCAGCGCCAACACAAUCUCCACCCCUGUACCACCACCUGUAAAUGACACCUGGUUACAGGAAGCCAGCCCAACCCCUCAGCGCAGGCCGCCUCCUGCAGCAGCUCCGCCUCCCAGCCGUCCACCUGCUGUUAGGGGCCCAACACCAGGACCACCUAUGAACCCUUCCCCUGCCUUUGGAGCUCCACUUAAUCCCUCUCCUGCCUUUGGUGCACCCCCAAUCCCCUCCCGCCCAGGACCACCUAUCAAUGCCUUUCAGGAUCCCUUCAGUGCACCCCCACAGAUCCCCUCCCGGCCAGCCCGCGUCCCGCCCGGUGUACCCAGCCGAAGACCCCCUGGUGCUCCCUCUCACCGGCCCACCAUUAUCCGCCCUACAGAGCCCUCCCUGCUAGACUAGACCUGUGGCCAAGCCCACCUAAUUGUGUGUGUUUGUGUGUGGAUGUGUGUGUCUGCACACUAUAGGCCAGGGGCGGGGGCUUGAGGGGAGGGGCUGACCAAAAGCAGUGCAUAACGUGCAUUGUCCAGCCAAAUUGAUAUGCCUAUUCAAGCAAUGUUAAUAAGCUGCUAAUACUGUCUUUGUAAGUGCACAUGAAAGAAUCCCGUAACCACUUGAAUUUUACAUUGGACUGAGAUGGAAGAUAAAAUGAAACCCAGCUGAUCUAUGUGAUGCAUUAAGCCUCGGAGAUAAUGUAUCAAAUUCUGUAGGUUUGUUUUCUACAGAAUUUAUUUCCUGGCAAGGUUCCUGGUAGAAAUACAUAAAUAACUUAUUAACUGGUACAGGCUGGCUUCCUCUCCCCUCCCUCUACCUUUUUAAACUGGCCCAGACGCUCAAGUCUAGAUCUCUGUGUAAUAUACACACUUAACCUGUUGUUAAUGUUUUACUGGGUUUUCAUAUCCUAACUGAUUUCAUACUGAAAAACAAUAGCGUAUUAUCACUGUUGUUAUUUUUGGUGGUGUCGAUUCUUAUUUUUUUUCUUCUUGUUAUUUUAUUUGAGUGACUUUGUCCUUUUUAAUGACCGUUAUAAAUGUAGCUUUAAAAUGAAAUGCUAAUCACAGCAGAGACAAAGCAUAAAAAGACACAGGGCAGGGUUGCAUGAGCCCGAGAGAGUAGCUUCAGCUCAUCCUCUGUUAAUUAUCCCUCCACAAUGAAAAGAUGUCAACCAGAUUGACCAUUAUAAUCCAAGCACUUCUAACCAUCUAGCCUUACAAGAAGCCACUUUUAACAGGGAUAUUGUCCGUUACCAGAACACUAUGCACAAAAACCCAGGAGAGUAAAGUAGUAAGAUGGACUAAAGGCUGUCUGCGCUUUGUGGGAAGCUUUGUCCACUAAUUCUGAGUUGGUUAAACUUUGUAUUUUAAUCCCUUUAUUCUCAGUUGAAUCCAAUGAGGCCUUCUGCCUUUGAAUAUACUGUUAAUUCUUGGAUUAUCUGAUUCAAACAGAACAAAGCACAUAGUACAGUUUUUUUUUCUGCGAGAUGAUAAAACUUGGUGAGCAGUGGGGUGUGUAGAUGAGGAAGGUAUAAAGAUGGUAUUAAGCAUAGAGGAGAUGUCACAUCUCUUUCUGGAUGCAAUUUUCAAGGACAUUUAUUGUUGCUUUCAGUUCUGCUUCCAUGCUUUAAAAAUCUCAUUGUAUAUAGUUGGCCUAUACUGGAGAGUUGGCUUGUAUCUCAUUUUAUUGUCGAGUUGGUGAAAAAUAACAAUCUGUUGAUUAGAAUCCAGGUAUGUUAAAAUGCAACUGUAGAUUUCAAAAUAAAGGAAGUACUAACAACAUCAUUUCAUAAAUUAGACUUCAAUGUAGGGAAAAAGAGAUUGGUCAUCUCCUCAUGCGUUAUUUAUAACCAGGGCAUUUGUCAUUUCUUUUGAUGUUUUUUCUUGUAUCAGCUCAGUACAACUAUGUUGUACUCUGCUUCCCCUGCUUCUCCUGGAUUAUUAUUUGGGUUUUUCUGCUACAGGGAUUAGCUGUCUAAGCGUGUUGGGAGCAUACUUGGCUCUUGACAUAGACAGCUGUGAUUAUUUGCUGAUGAUUAUCUUUUGAUUGCUUUUUGAGGGUAUUUGACCAUUUAAAACAAUUUUUCUUGGACAUUUUUUAGGCAUUUAGUGGAAAAUGUAUUAAGGUGGGAGUGAGGUUGGGCUACUUGGAUGUUUUCUGUAUUUGGUUUGAUCAGUAGUGGGUGGUGGGAGUUGUGGUGUAUGAAGGCACAUCCUGUUUAGAGAAAGCUCCCUAGGCUUUCCUCCAUAUAGAGGAUGGAGAAUUAAUUGGUCAAUCUAAAAAGAUUUUUAAAAAAAUCUGUCAACAACUCAAAUUGCCCAAACAUACAUAGACUCUUGAUACAGUAUGUGCUUUUUCUUCCCUUCUCCGGGUUGGGCUUUUAGUGACAGUGCCAGAAAAACAUCUCACAAUAAUUCUUCUGCGAACAUAAAAGUUUGUGAAGCCUCUUAUUGGCCAGAGAUUUUACUAAUUCCUGUGUGCCUGUCACUUCAGCCUGCCCUAGAGAAGCCCAGACUGUAAAUCCCCUGUCGUACAUUACUGCCUUUCUCCCUAAUGGAUGUACCCUGCCUCCUUCCUCUUUCCCUCCCCUCUCUGGAUCUGGAGGACGGGGUCGGAAACCAACCUGCGGGAAUCUUUCUGUUUUGCAAACCCUUGUCAAGUGCCUCUGUAGCAAUUAAUUGAUUUGAAUAAACAUCAUGACCUGAUUUAGAAUGGAGAGUAAAUAAAGAGGUGUUGUGUACAAUAAA